Ananas comosus (pineapple) is the source of this 2651-nucleotide messenger RNA. RefSeq names its product probable protein phosphatase 2C 4. Gene Ontology annotation, molecular function: protein serine/threonine phosphatase activity. Bases 396 to 2255 code for a protein of 619 amino acids. The transcript has 4 exons. Gene Ontology annotation, biological process: protein dephosphorylation. NCBI's taxonomy places the organism in Eukaryota, Viridiplantae, Streptophyta, Magnoliopsida, Poales, Bromeliaceae. The record is from RefSeq and is a predicted model, not a curated record.
UUACGCACCACCCCCAAUCUUAUUAAAUCCAUUCAAUUCAUUUUUCAAUUAAUUCCGCUCCCCACAAUCCUCUUCUCCCCCACUUCUUUACUAAAUAAAUAAAUAAAAGGUCUUUUUUUUUUUAAAAAAAAAACUCUCUAUUUCCCUCUCUCUCUCAUUGGAUUAACUCAACCUCGCUUGUGGAUUUGUAGAGUUGGGAGUCAACUCCCCAAAAAAGUUUGAGAUAUUCCCCCAACAUUCAACCCCCUCCCCACUCUCCCCUCUACCGCUCCUAAAAGUCAACUCUCCUCCUCUCUCCUCCGCUCCCCUCCUCCAUUGUUUCCAUAAUUCCACCUCCGUUCUCAAAUCCUCCAUGUCGUUCCCGUUCUAGCCGCCCCCGCUCCUCCUCCCCAACAAUGGGUAACGGCUUGGCCAAGCUCAGCCCCUGCAUCCCCGUCGCCGACGACGGGCGCCGCCGCCACGUCUCCGUCGCCUCCGAGCCCUUCCCCGACGACGGCCUCGGCGGCUCCUUCUUCUCCAUCUCCGGCGCAGCCAUCAGCGCGAACCCGUCGACCCCGCUCUCGACGUCGGCGGAGCUGCUCAACGAGCUCACGUGCUCCUCCGCCGCGUCCUUCGAGAGCUCCCGCUCGUUCGCCUCGGUCCCGCUCCAGCCCCUCCCCCGCUUCUCGGCGUCGCUCUCGUGGCCCCUCUCGGGCCCCGUCUCCGACCACCUCCCGGAGCGGGCCGUCGUGUCGGGCCCAUUGGAGCCCCGCCCCGCCCUCUUCUCCGGGCCCCUCGACCGCCCCUCCCCGUCCCACUCCUCCUCCUCCUCCGUCUCCUCCCGCCUCCACCGCAGCGUCUCCCAGAUCAUCGCCGAGCGCCGCGCAGUGCGCUCCCGCCGCAGCGCCGCCAACCUCUCCUUCCUCCGCGGCCUCACCCGCGCCGUCGCCCGCGCCGUCGCCCCCGCCUCCAAGCUCCGCCGCAGCCACGACCCCCACCCCCACCCCAUGAAGCCCAAGCCUCACGGCGCCGAGGAGCCCUGCUUCGCGGAGGCGCGCGGCGCGAGCGUGCAGUGGGCGCAGGGGAAGGCCGGGGAGGACCGGGUCCACGUGGUGGUGUCGGAGGAGCACGGCUGGGUCUUCGUCGGCAUCUACGACGGCUUCAACGGCCCCGACGCCACCGACUACCUCCUCUCCAACCUCUACUCCGCCGUGCACGGCGAGCUCAGGGGCCUCCUCUGGGAGCAGCACCAACGGGACGGACACGACGGCGACGACGGCGACGACCACCUCCACCUCCACUGCUGCGACGAAGAGCGCCAGAGCCUCGGAGCGUGCCUCAAAUCGGCCUGGGGCGAGGAAAGAUCCGACCUUGAUCGCAAAUUGCAAGCCCAACUGCGCAAAUCCAACUCGGGGCUUUCCGUACAGCACCGCAAGGUGCUAAGAGCGGUUUCCCAGGCUCUGAGAAAGACGGAGGAGGCCUAUUUGAACGCCGCCGAUAAGAUGCUUGCGAAAAAUCCCGAACUAGCCCUCAUGGGCUCUUGCCUUCUCGUCCUGCUCAUGAAGGGGGAGGACGUCUAUAUCAUGAAUGUCGGGGAUAGCCGCGCCGUCUUGGCGCAGAAGAGCGAGCCCGAUCUCACGGGAAUUCUCGGGAAGGCGACGCAGGACCUGGAGAGGUUUAAGCUGGAGAUGCUCCGCGAGCUCGAGGCCUAUGAGAUGGACGAGCUGUCGGGCUUGACGGCGAUGCAAUUGACGCUGGAUCACAGCACUUCGGUCGAUGAUGAAGUGAGGAGAAUAAGACAUGAACAUCCGGAGGAUCCUUCCUCGGUGGUGAACGGCCGGGUGAAGGGUUCUUUGAAGGUCACUAGAGCUUUCGGGGCCGGCUAUCUGAAGCAGCCCAAAUGGAAUAAAGCACUCUUGGAGAGGUUCAGGGUCGAUUAUGUUGGCACCGCCCCGUACAUCACAUGCAAUCCAUUUCUGCGGUACCACAGACUCACCCCGAAGGACCGGUUUCUAAUUCUAUCAUCCGAUGGGCUUUACCAGUAUUUUACGAACGAAGAGGUGGUUGCUCAAGUUGGGAUGUUCGCUGCAAACAACCCUGAAGGCGAUCCAGCUCAAUACCUCGUUGAACAAGUGCUGCUACAAGCAGCAAGUAAAGCUGGCAUGGAUUUCCACGAGUUAAUUGAAAUACCGCAAGGAGAGCGACGACUGUAUCAUGACGAUGUUUCCAUCAUAAUCAUUUCCUUGGAAGGACGAAUAUGGAGAUCGUCUGUGUAAAUAACCCAAAACCUAUAAGAAAGAAUAUAUAUAGAGAUCACAGAAAGUUUCAAGGCCGCUGCUGUUUUCGAUCCGUUGCCUUUUCACUUUGCCAUUUGAGCUUCGGAAUUUGAGUGCACAGGGAAUGGAGUCGGUUGCUUUGCGCGGAAGAGCUGAGGAAUCUGAUGAUUAAUUUAUACUGUUGUAGAAAAGGACAUGGAUAUCUAAUAAUUAUCUCUUUGUUAGAGUUCGACUACUGCCCAUGUAUUGCCCCCCCUGGUUUUCUUGUUAAAUUCUCUCUCUAAAUUCAACAAUUGUUUGUUUCCAAAUAACGGCUGUAUUGAGUUCGUUGAGACUUGGACUUAUGUACAUAUUUCAUGACGUAACGAAGAAAACUGAAGUGCCUUGAAAUGUUAA